Messenger RNA from Drosophila bipectinata, 1925 nucleotides. Lineage: Eukaryota; Metazoa; Arthropoda; Insecta; Diptera; Drosophilidae. The record is from RefSeq and is a predicted model, not a curated record.
CGGUACCGGCCAACAACAGGAAAAACAAAUUUUCCAACGCAAUUUCAAGAGUGGCGUGGCUAAAAAUAGUAUCCGUCAAAUAAAAAGAACCCACACAUUUUCUUCAGCUUAUCAGAGCCGUAAAGAGAGGAUACUAUAAUGCCGGUGAAGGAGAUACUGCAGCGCUGCAGACCCAUCCCCCUGUAUGUGGUCCUGGUUCUGUCCAUAUGCUACUUUGUGCUCCAACUGAUCCUGAGCCAUGUCACCCACGCCCUGACUCUACUGAUGGCCUCCCAUCACAUGUUGUGCAAUAUUUUCGCACUCGGCGGCUGCAUUAUUACAAUUAAGCACAGCAAACAGACACCCGAAGCCAAGGAUUCCCCUGCAGUUCAGACCAAGUCGAAUGGCUCCUCCGGAGAGAUUGUCAACCUGGCCGAAUCGGAGGCCCAAAAGAGGGCUAAGCGGGACAGCCGGGAGGAGAAACUCCGCAACACCUUUGGCUGGGCCCGAAUCGACAUCCUGACCAUGCUCAUUGUGUUCAUCAUCCUGGCCUCGUUGUCCUUCUCGCUGGUGGUGGAGGCCCUCCAGACCCUCGUGCAUAUCGAUCACAAGGACACGAUGCACCUGCCGAUCCCUGUGAUGAUGCUGGGCUUCGUGGGUCUCAUCCUGAAUGGACUGACGUAUCUGCUGAUUGGCGGCUACACGUUGCAUCAAGGAAGCUUCCUGCACCUGACCCCCGGCGGCAAUGUGGUGCUCGAGAGGCCCAUGUCCAGUAACGUGGAUCUAUCGCUGACGCCCAUGCAGCGGCAGCUCAGCAAGUCCAGGAACGAUCGUCAGCUGCGAGAGGAACUGGAGACGGAAGUCGGAAGUGUUUACUUUGCCACCAAGCGCCAGGGAGCUGUUGAGAUGCUCCGCGAUGUGUCCAGUACGAUUUUUGUGAUUGUAUGCGCUGCCAUUGUCUAUGUGGCUGAGGAUGAGGAGCACACCGCCAAGUUCAUAGAUCCAGUGCUGUCCAUUUUCUCCUGUGUCCUGCUGGUGUCCCUCAGCUAUCCCUACAUGAAAGAAUCGUGCCUCAUUCUGCUGCAGACCAUACCCGGCUCCAUUGACCUGGAGAUCUUUGAGCGCACCCUGGUCGCCAAGUUUCCAGAAAUCAUCAGUUACCACGAUCUUCACAUCUGGCAGUUGGCCGCCCACCGAUAUGUGGCCACCAUUCACAUCCAGUUCCAGAAUCCCAAGCUCUAUCUGAAGAUCAUUGAGCAGGUGCGGGCGUAUUUCCACGAGCAGGGAAUCGGAGCGGUCACCAUCCAGCCGGAGUUCUACCCGUCCACCAACAAGAACGCCUCGGCGUCGCUGGAGUGCCUGAUGCAAUGUCAGGCGGCGGAGUGCAUCGAAAAGGUCUGUUGUCGGGACUCGCGCACCGAUCUUCGCGAGAUCUGCGAUGCUCCCAAUGGCCGGAAGCCCAGCUCUCCAGCCAAAUGUCAAGGCAAUAACCAUGAUCAUGGCAAAAACAAAUCAAAAUCCUGCUCGGAACUCUGCGCUGUGGUUGUGGAGAAGCCCAAGGAGCUGAGUGCCGCGCAAUUAAUGGAGGGUAAGGAGGAGGAUGCGGCGAAACCCAAGUCCCCGCUGCCACAGUCAGCAUCCCAGCCGGUAAUCCAAACUCCGGUAGAAGACACACCUCCAGACGCACCCGCGAGCGGCUGACUCAUCUCAGCUUCUGUAUAGUAUUGAAUCAAGGCUUCAAGAUUUUGAUAGUUUUAAGUUAGCUUACGAAAAUGCCAUAUUCAUUUCGGAGAUCCCUAUCUGGACGAUACGCUUAAAUGUCUUUGGUUAGCAAAAUGUAGUCGCAUGUGACUGGAAUCAUACUGAAUUUUGCCCACCAGUGUAGUUAAGAGUUAGUUUUAAUUAACGUUUACUAUACAUAUUUUGUAACGCAUAUGUCUAAGGAA